Molecule: messenger RNA, 1906 nt
Organism: Moneuplotes crassus
Lineage: Eukaryota; Ciliophora; Spirotrichea; Euplotida; Euplotidae
Source: the annotation of a GenBank genome assembly
UAACAAUAAGAAUUUUAGAAUAUGAGUCGUAAUGACUGGAAGACGUUAUUCAAUAAGCAGAGGAAAAUGACGCUGAUUCAGCCCUUAGAGUUUAGGAGGCAGAGAGCAUCUCCUGCGAAGAAAUUAGGCAGCAGUUUUAAGAAUUUCAAAAUCUCAAAGACUAAUGAGUACGAGAAUGGAGAAGGCUCAAUCGAAGAUAAGAAUAGGAAAGUACUCUAUGUGAAGAAAUGGCUGACCAAGAAAGGCAGGUUUAAUACACCUGAUUUGACACGGAAUUUUGAGACUCAGUAUGUCCAAAACCCGAAUGAAAGAUCUGCUAAUAGCUUCUUAAGAUCAAGGCUUUAUAAUGCUGCUGAUUUGAAGUAAUACAUUAAAAGAGCAAGUGAAGGCUCCAAGCAAGAUGGUAAGAAAUCAUUCCAGACUGAAGCAGGAAAUACACUUAUUUCCUUCUUUGAAUCCGACAUUGUUGAAGAACACAAGUAGCGCUGAAAGGAACCCUUAUAGGACAGAAGAAGCUCAUGAUUGAUUGUUCUCGAAGAAAGGGUAUAUCAUCAGGAGAAGAAUUCUUGGAGAUCAUACCGAUUUUGAGAGGAAGUUGUCUGAUGAUCCCGACAUUGCCAAUUCUCCUAUCACUAGAGGACCUUCGCUAAAAUAAUUUCAAAUUAAAAUACUCAAUGAAAGAAGGUAGCGAUAUGGCAGGCUAUAAAGGGCUAAACUCCUCUCAUAUCGAAAGUUCUCCAGAUCGGAAUGCUUCUCUUGGAAAAGCUUACUCAAAGGCAAGCCACCCAACUUUUGCAAGCAAGAUGAAGGAAUUUGACAGUUUGCUAAAAUAACAAAAUGCAUCGGAAUUUGAAACGAAAAGCCUCUAAAACAUUUGCAAAUCCUUCCCUUCUAAAGUUUAGCGAAUUUAAGCUCAAGCCAAAACCAAAGCGGAAGGGGAUUAAGCUAGAGCAGCUUCAUAAAGAAGCUGAAAUAUUUAUUCUUAAAUCUAAGCGGAAGAAAUUUACACAAGAAGAUCUCAACAGAUUUAUAAGGGAAGUUGAGAUCAGAAAAGAUCUUGAGGAGCUAAAUACAGGCACUCUUAAUUGAUCCAUACUUACCAAAAACACUGUUGAGGACCAGCUUGUGCACAAAAAGGAAGAGAAUGCAUUAGGGACUUAUGAUAAGUACAUGCAUACAUGGAACCGAAUCAAACAGAACAUUUCUAAGUGGACCUCUAAGGGAUCUAGUGACAGCUCCAUCCUACGGAUAGACAAUAGCCAUCUCAAGCCUUCUUCGCACUACUUCUGAAAGCAAAAAUAAGCAAGCCAAGCGAACUAAAAUGAUGGGCAAUAUUAAACGGAUGCAGAUCAACAACAACGUGGAGAUGAUUAAAAACCUAGCUAAGAACAAAGACGAAGAAGAUGCACUUUUGAAGGAGCUGACAGACCAGUUCAACCAAGAGGACCCAGAGAUGACCAUGUUGAUGAACAAUAUGAACCUAUCUGAACCUAUCGAAGAUAAAAAGGAAGAUACCUUUGAGCAAGAAUUUUACACAGAUAUGGAUUCUACAGAUAGUUGAAAUGACUUUGAUAUUGACAUCACUACCUCUAUCAAAGAGACCAAAGACAGACAAAGAGACAAUAUCAAGAUCAUUGAUGACUUCUUAGUCAUUGGAAAGAACAAGCUCAAGGAAGAGCUUGGAAACGUUGCAAAUUUGUUGACAGAUCCACAGAUCCAGAACGGUGAAAGAAACCUGUAUCUGUAUACAAAUUCACACCUUGAUGAAGAAGGGAUUGGUGAACCUAAUGAGAAGGAAGAGGUCCUGAUCCAAAAUUAAGACACUAGAAUCAGAGCAUUUUCAGAUUUAGAAGUAUUAUAUUUUAGCCUAAAGCCAGCACUUAAUUAUUUGGUAAUUUAAGCUUCA